AUGUCGAAGCGUUUGAUUUAUGGCUCACUAGUCCUAUUGUCGGAAGAUGAAUUCAAGACCUACAUUCCAGCCACUGUAGCAAACAGCGAAGCAAAGCAACUUGCACGUGGAUUGGUUGACCUACGCCCUAUAGAUACAGGAAUGUCAUCUAUUGUUGACAAAACAUUUGUCAUGGUGGAAUCAACAGUUUUCUUCGAGGCAUAUCGACAUGUCUUGGUCGGCCUACAACGGGUAAGCCCUGCAACCUUUCCAAUGGCAGAGCAUAUUCUUGACCUUAAGCCCGACAUUAAACCCCCAACCUACCUAAUGCAACUGAGCCAUCCCAAACUUGACGUGUCAAACCUAAUGGUUGACCGAAACCAGAGGAACAACGCUCGUGACAUCUCUAUGACUAAACUUCAGAAGGCUGCAUCUCGAGUCCAAUCCCAGCACAAACGUAGUCCGAAAAAACACGAAAUUGACACCCCCUUUCCCAUAUCAGUUCUGAAUGGUGAUGCCUGGCCUGCAGCUGAAGAAACAAAUCUGAAUCCAUCUCAGCUAGAAGCAGUAAAAGCAGCACUCACACAGGAACUGUCCCUGAUUCAAGGACCUCCUGGGACGGGAAAAACGUAUAUCGGAUUGAAAAUUGUGGAAACACUUCUCAAGAACAUGCAUUGCUGGUCAGAUGAAGAAACAGGUCCUAUCCUAUUGGUAUGCUACACAAACCAUGCUUUGGAUCAAUUUCUACUCGGUAUCAUGAAAUUUCAGGAUACAGGCAUCAUUAGAGUUGGAAGCCGAAGCAAAUGCAUAGAACUGGAACAGCACAAUCUAAAGCAAGUCAUUCGAAAGCAACGUUUCAAGAAGGAUAUGAGCAAUAAGUACAUCAAACGCCGUGCUGGGAAUGUCAGACAAGAAACUACCUUUGCAAAGGAGGCUCUUGAGGGCUUCCAAACCAGAAUCCAGUUGAGUUCCCAGGGUAUUCUGAGAGAGACGGAAUACAAGCGCUUUCAUAUUAUGUCUGACGAACACUUCAACAGUAUGUGA
Strongylocentrotus purpuratus (purple sea urchin) is the source of this 1023-nucleotide messenger RNA. RefSeq names its product NFX1-type zinc finger-containing protein 1-like. Gene Ontology annotation, molecular function: helicase activity. NCBI's taxonomy places the organism in Eukaryota, Metazoa, Echinodermata, Echinoidea, Camarodonta, Strongylocentrotidae. Gene Ontology annotation, cellular component: nuclear RNA-directed RNA polymerase complex. Gene Ontology annotation, biological process: regulatory ncRNA-mediated heterochromatin formation. The record is from RefSeq and is a predicted model, not a curated record. The transcript has a single exon. Bases 1 to 1023 code for a protein of 340 amino acids.